This is a messenger RNA of Plasmodium fragile, 2466 nucleotides long. RefSeq lists its product as uncharacterized. The record is from RefSeq and is a predicted model, not a curated record. The transcript has a single exon. The coding region runs from base 1 to 2466 and encodes 821 amino acids. NCBI's taxonomy places the organism in Eukaryota, Apicomplexa, Aconoidasida, Haemosporida, Plasmodiidae.
AUGAGAAUUGCAAGUGUACAAAGAAGUGGAAAGACGUACCUAGAGUUAGUAAUAGCCCGUCUAUGCAGAGGCAAAGGAACUACCGCGGAAUACCCCCUCACCGAUUGUCUUCGUAAAAAUGGCAAGAGCAACUACUCCAUUACGCGUCACCAACAAAGCGCAUCAAGAAGAAACGAAAAAGAACAGGAAAUGUCAUGCGCGGAACACGAAAAAAAUAUAAAGCACGCCUCCGUAAGCACUGUGAGUCGAGGCGUAUCUGAAAAGACAAAACAGCAAACAAACCUGUAUAGGCACACGGACGCGUGCGCAGACGUGACAGAAAAACGAAUCACGGAGAGCUUAAAAAAGUAUAACUUAUUUAAUGUUUAUCUUGAUAAAAUAAAAAAAGCACCAGGAAAAAAUAAAAAAAAACAAAAAAUCAUCAACAUAAAUAGCGUCCAACAUUACGAUGAGUAUGUUCACUUGUUCGACAUAGAUUCGUUGCUAAUUUAUGCGAACAACAAAUUCAAGAUAUAUAAAAAGAAAAAGAAAUUUUUAGUAAACAAGGAUUUUUUUGCACACUUUGUAAAAAUGUUUAUACAGCUGAAUGUCAUUUUAAAUGAUUUUUUUUCACAUCACGGUGAAAUAAAUUGUGCCGAAUAUUUUACAAACGCAUUUAAGACGUACUUGCAAAAUAUUCCGUCUGGCAAACGUGUAACACAACAUAAAAACACGUAUGAUCAAAAUUUUUUUUUAGCAAUUUUGCAACUAGUUAAGAUUUUUAAUCAAAUCAAAUUUUUUAAAACAUUAAAAAGGGAAACUCCUUCACAUUUGGAACACAUUUUGGCCUCCUCCCUUAAGAAGGGAAAAGUGAAAAUUCGCAAAAAGGAGGAGCCUAAUUAUUUUCCAAAUGUAGACCAUCAUAAACUGUUCUACGAAUAUAUGACCAGCAACUAUGAUGAGGAUAAUGAUCAAGAAAAAUUCGAUUCCCAAAAUGAUAACAGCUUCGUGAACAGCUUAAACAUAUUUGGCGACAAAUUAGACGAAAUAACCGGUGUUGACGAUGCAGAGAGUUUUUUUUUUCACACAAAGAAGGGAACCAUCAGAAAAAAAUUGCCACCUACAGCGGGGGAAGAAAGUAUGGACUUCUCCCCACAUUGUAUAAAUGAAGACCUGCGCAAUUUGCCCACAUCAAGCAUUUCUCCCCUCAAUUAUCCCCAUCUGGGUGUAAAUGCUGUGCAGAGUGAGAUAAUAGAGACAAACAAGAUUAAUUCCCCCAAUGACGAAACAGUGCAUGAGGAGUUGGACAAGAAUAGGAGCUUGGACUACGUGAACUUUGCUACGGCGUUUAUCCAUUUAUUAAAAAAUUUAAUAAAACACCUACAUGAUGAUGGGGUGAUCAGAUUAUUUAUUCACUGCUCAAACAUGUUCGAUAGCAAAUGGGCUGAUAAAGAGGUGUUGUCAUUUUACACAGAAAUGUACAAACGGAUCCAUAAAAUGAAAAAUAUUUCAAACAAAAACAUAGCGUACAUUUUAAGCGCAUGCAAUAACUAUUGUUUAAAGGAGGAAAAUAUGGUCCUCUUAGAAAAACUCAAAAAAGACAUUGUGUCCAAUAGCACUUAUGGAAAGGCCGGCACAAAAAGUUACUUAAAUAUAUAUAACGUCACUCCAUCUCAUUUGGAGAAUAUUAUUUACACAUUUGCAAAACAUAGAGUUAGAGAUAAAAAAAUAUUCUCACUAUUGAGCGAAAUUGUAAAGGAAAAGUUCCACGGCUUCUCUUGCAUAACUACUAUAAAUAUUUUAAACAGCUACACCAUCUUGAAUUACGAAUCAUUAGUGUUUGAUUUUCUUUAUGCAAAAAUAAAGAGCUUUGAUUUCUUGUCCUUUAUGGUGUGUAAGGGGAAAAAUGUAAUAAAGCUGAUGAACACACUGCUCCUGAUUGAGCAUCGCAACUGCAAUUGGGUUAGUGGCUCACACAAAGUGACGCCCGUCAUAAGGACAGACGCCACUGACAAGCGCAGUGCUUCAUUAACCGAUGAGGGUGUUUACACGGCACUCAUGUCGGCGCUGCUGUACGAGCUGAAAACAUUUAAUGGGGUGGGUAUCCACGGUAGCGAUGUAAGUGGAGCAAGCGGCGGAAAUGACCGGAGCGACCACAGAGACCAAAGUAGUAAAGAUGCCCACUGCAAAUGUGCCCCUACAGGCGAGCAUGCAAUUCGCAACAUUUACAAAACACUACUGCGGCUGAAAAUAAUUGAAGUGCAAAACAAAUCCGACAUGGCGUUCCUAAAAAGUAUACUGAAGAGGACAUACGGAAAGCUAAGCGUGGACCAGUUGGAGAAUUUUUUUGUCUUUUCAUUCAUUAACUUGAAUUUGAACAAAAUUAAUUUUCAUAAGUUGGUUUUUACAUUGCUAACGUAUAAUAAUUUAUUCGAGGGGGAGAGACUCUUAAACAAUUAUACACAAACAAAAACAAAGUUUAUCUAA